Molecule: messenger RNA, 1944 nt
Organism: Parnassius mnemosyne (clouded apollo)
Lineage: Eukaryota; Metazoa; Arthropoda; Insecta; Lepidoptera; Papilionidae
Source: the annotation of a GenBank genome assembly
AUGCGGCACUGUGGACGCGCGUGCGCCUUUUCAUUAUUUACGCGAUUAUUGUACGUUUGCGCUACGAUCGCGGUCGUUGCAAGUUCCGAGUAUGGAGUCCCGAUCGAAAUAAAAUAUUGGGACACAGGACGAUCGCCGCUAUCACAUAUGGUGGACGUUACAAACGAAUUCGGUUUAAAAGUGCUCGCAGAACAUAACUUCUUGAAUGAUAACAACAUAGCCUUCUCUCCGUAUGGAUUGAUAGGAAUAAUGGUGGCCUUGUACGAGGGAGUAGACGGAGACUCUUCGUAUCAGAUACAGCGCGCUAUGCAAUUACCGUGGAACAGAAAUGUGAUGAGAAUAGGCUUUAGAGAUAUACAUCGUUCGCUCAAAACAUACUUCGUCCCUGAAGAAGGGUUUUUGGCUGGCUUAGCGCUAAAAAACGAGAAUGUAACUUUUAAUGAAAAUUACAAAAAGGUGUUACGCUUCUACGGAUUCGAUUUGGAAAGUGAACAAAAAACUACUAUGACACCAGAUUCAAACAAUACCUCAAGUGUCACAGCGACCCCCGCAAGUACCACACCCGAACACAAAACAUCUACAACCAUUACAACAACCUUAAGCAUAGACAACAUGACCGCUUCUCAUAAAGACAAAGCUAGUACAACCCCAGCAGACGUUGUUAAACAGGAAUCAGGAAUAUUAGCCGAUAACGCAAAUGAUACAACAACAUCGUUAAAUAAUCCUACGGAACCCACAUCUGAUACUACAAUUACGACACCAUCAACGAUUAAUUUGCAAACAACCGAUGGAACUAUAAAUCCUUCAACUGAUUUUGUUACAUCAUCAACACAAAAAACAAUGGAUAUCACUUCAACCACCGAUGGAACAACAUUUAACAACGAAGUUGAAUUCAUAACAGAUAAAAUGACAAUAGUUACGAACAUAACUGAUCAAAGCCCAGUCGAUAUCUCUUCACUUACAAACACACAAACCACAAGCAUCUUAACAACUGAAAGUACAGUGGAUCCGGAGCGAAUAACAGCCAUGCCAACUUCGGAAAGCAUUACGGGAACAACAGAAAGUAUUGCCACAGACACCGCGUCCACUACUGAAAUCACCACAGCGGCUUCAGAAAACUUUAUGUCUUCUACCGAAAUCAUGUCAACAUCUGAAAGUACAACAAACAAUAUAGAAAGCGUAUCAGAUAUUUCAUUGACAGUUGUUAACGAAUCGAGUUUGGAGACUCUUGAACGAAAAAAGAAGUCAAUAGUAGAUUUUAUAUUUACAAACCCUCCAUACUUCGACGAUUAUUUGCUAUAUAGAUCUUUCGAUUUAGGUCCUGAGUUAGGCAACACUCGCUACGGAGGAGACGAAAUGUUUUUAGCUAACGGACUGAAAAAUAUACAGGUGACAUACAUGAAUUACGAUACGGUGCUGGAGCACGCAUAUUUGCCGCAUUUGGAAGCUGCCGCACUCCGUUUGCCGCUUGAUAGCGACAAAUAUUAUCUGCUGGUGGUUUUACCGAAUCACAGGCGGGCGGGGGAAUUGGGACGACUCUUGGCACGUAUGGCGCGGGAGUCAGACCUAUCUGACAUAUAUGCCGCGUUACGGCCGCGCCACGUACACGCAUUAGUUCCUAGCUUCAUAGUGAAGGGACACGUGACACUUACAACAGAUUUGCAAAAGCUCGGCAUUCGAGAUGUGUUCGAGCCACGUCAACAGGACUUCACGCCGAUGACAUACCAGCCUGGAGUUUACGUGCGCAGCAUCGAGCAGGCUGUCUCGGUAGCUAUUCGGAAGUACCAGCCCGACGAUUCCAAGAAAAAUCGAUACGUGAUUAAUCAGCAUCGUGUCUUCUUUUCUGCAACUUACCCGUUCCUCUACUUCGUAAUGGAUGCAAACAUCCACGUCGCGCUAAUGGCUGGCAAAAUGGUCGAUCCGUUAAACACACGAAUAUUAUAG